AGCUACAUAUGGAAAUCAGACCAAAGCCUAGGGAUAGGAACCAGCAGACCAACAAAAAUACUCAUGAUGAUAGACACUCAGAUGCAGCCAAAAUACUCAUGGAUUUUCAGAAAUAAAUAUCUUGAAGUAUCAUCUAACUCUAAAUUUAACCAAGAGGAGCUCCUCAAACAGAUAGAAGAGGAAAUGGACCUUAAAAUGUCAAGAGAACUACAAAGUGCAGUUCUGACCGAAAGCAAAGACUUUUCUAAAUCGAGCACUUUCAGAAGAGACCCUACAAAUAUUUUCAAUGAGAUCUUGGUGAAUAGAAUUUCAAGCAACCACCCAACCAAGCAUAACAAGUCUGGCCAUGAACAUAGAGAUCGUAGGAAUUCUAGGAUUAGGAAUUAUAAGCCUAAAUCAAUGAAUGAAAUCAUUAGAGAGAAAGUCAGGGAGCAAUACAAGAAGAAUGGAAAUGACCAAACAGACAUUGCUAAACUGCUCAAUAAGGAUAUUGAACUUAAUAUGGAAACAGACCGGCUUAAAACCCUUAGAGAAAAUUUCUAUAGAGAAAUUAAGGAGGAAACAGAAAAACUUAUUAUACAAAAUACAAAUAUGCCUGCCAAGAAGGAUCCCUUCGUACAUCAAGGAAGUAUUCAUACUUCGAAGCACCCUACAGAAUCUGGGUUCAACAAGGAUUCUUUCUACAGUAGCAGUAACGGAAGAAUUGUUGUGGCUGCUCAAAAGGCCAUUGAUCAGACUCAGAAAGGUAUCGAAGAGACAAGCCAAUUGCAUCAAAAGCAAGUCAAACUGUAUAAAAAGCUCUUGAAAGCUCAGAGUCAGAAAGAGAGUGAGCGAUACAAGAGACAAGGCAGAAAGAAGAAGCAUAUUGAUAUUAAUGGGAUCAUUGACAGCCAGCUAAGAGUUGAUGGGAUAGUUAAAGACUAUUUCCACAACCAGAUUAUUAGUAGUAAGAAGAUUGGUCUCCAGGAUUACCGAUAUAAAAAUCAAGGUGGAUUUUGGAAACCGAAUAAUUAUUCAUCAGAUGAGUUCAAUGUUAUCUAUAAUGUCACUAAAAUGACCCUCCCAGAAAGUCUGGAAAGCCAUUUUGAUAUGAGACUCAUUAGAAGUUCAGAUGGAAGUGGAAUGGGCAAUGCCUUCUUCUUUAAUAAAUCUGAAGUUUAUCAAGAGCGUAUCCCUGAUAGCACAACUAUGAAAGUUUUGAGCAAGAUUGAGGUAAACCAUUAUGAAGAAAGCCCAGAAAUUAAGAGGAUAUUACCCAGGCCAUCUGACUUCAGAGCUUAUCAGCUUCAUUCCCAGUCAUUUUUAAAAGAAAUGUUUGAAAACAAUGUAUCAAGAAAAAGUGAGCCCAGGGCUAAUGAUGGAAGAAUAACUCUCACUGAGAGGAAUAAUCUUCACAGACAGAGAAACACUGCAAAUCAAUUAGCAGGAAGAGAAGAAAGUAAAAACAAUGCAAACGGUGCCAACGCAUCUCCCCUUGCUUAUGGUGAGACUAUUACUGAAGAGUCUCUGAUAACAUCAGUAGCAUCUGAUAUCUCUGAAAGCAACAUCAGAGAUGUCACCGGCACCAUCGAGCUAGGCGAUGGUAAAAGAAUCAGGGUUGAUCGUCACGGAAACACUAUUAAGGCAGAGAAGAAGUUCAAGAUCCAACUUCUAGUUGAUCUUCUUAGUAAUGAAGAAGAGAAAAGUUGGGAUUCCGAAGAUGAAGAUGGCGAACUCAGUUAUCGAGAAGAGUCUUCACUCGAUUUAGAAAUCUCUUUCUUUUAAUAUUCACCAAAUUCCUUUAGAUUUCUCAGAAAUUUCUUAACACCAUGAAACAGCCUGUAGACUCUCUCUUGGUUCUAGAUCCCUU
Moneuplotes crassus is the source of this 1849-nucleotide messenger RNA. The record is from the annotation of a GenBank genome assembly. Lineage: Eukaryota; Ciliophora; Spirotrichea; Euplotida; Euplotidae.